Molecule: messenger RNA, 4817 nt
Organism: Aphidius gifuensis
Lineage: Eukaryota; Metazoa; Arthropoda; Insecta; Hymenoptera; Braconidae
Product: ankycorbin
Exons: 13
Coding region: 293-4528 (1411 amino acids)
Molecular function (GO): protein binding
Source: RefSeq, a predicted model, not a curated record
CUAAAACAUUGCUGCAAAAUAAUGUUGUGAUAAGAGACGCUGUUACACCCCCAACCGACCAAUAGUAGCCAAGAUAAUAUUUAAAUGUAUACAUGUGAAUAAUAUAUUCACAAAUAAAAUUAAAAUAAAAAUAAAAAGGAUUGACAUGCGGUUGUUUGAUAAUAUUUGGCUAAAAUGUUACUCAAGAGAGUGGAUCAGUCGUUGAAUAAGAAGCCGGUUGUACGCUGGCGGUGGUGGUGGUGGUGGUGGUGUUGGUGGUGGAAUUUUAAUUGUUAUUUAAUUAUUAAGUGGAAUGGAUACAAAAACACCAACUAUACCCUUGAAGUAUCAAGAGAAGAAACAACAAUCAAAAAAAAAAGAUAAAACAACUGGUGAUGUAUCAUUACCACCAUUGACAACACCACUACCAAAUGGUAUUAAAUAUAAAAAUAAAAAUCAAGGACAACGUCAUUGGAGUCGUGAUAUACCAUUUGUCAAUCAGGAUCCAAUAUCAAAACAUCCAUACAGAAUACUUCAUCUUGGAGCAACUCCAUUGAUGCAUGCUUGUCAACAAGCAGAUAGAUCAAGAGUAUUACGUUUAUUAAAAGAACAAGAAGAAACAAUUUGUUAUCGUGAUAGAACAUUGAGAAGUGCAUUACAUUAUUGUAUGGAUGCUGGUACAGCUGGUGCUGUUGCAUCAACAGCACCUGAACUUGUUAAUUCAUCAGAUAAUGAAGGGCAUACACCACUUCAUCUUGCUGUUAUUGCUGGUGAUACACAAUUAGUUGCUGUACUACUUGCAAAUGGUGCUGAUGUCAAUGCCAAGGAUCUUGAGGGACACAGUGUUCUUCAUUGGGCAACUGUUUGUGGUGAAGCUGAAUGUGUAAGACUAGUUCUUGCAUCUGGUGCAAGACCAUCAACACCAGAUUUACGUGGUGGUUCACCACUUCAUUAUGCUGCACAAUGUUGUGGUGCUGCUGUUACUGCUGAACUUUCAGUACCUAAAAAAAUUGGUUUAAAAGUAUUACAAACACUUUUAGAAUUUAAUGCUGAUGUUAAUGCUAAAGAUGAAGAUGGAAGACAGCCAAUAUUAUGGGCAGCAAGUGCAGGAAGUGUUGAGGCUGUACUUGCACUUGUAAGGGCUGGUGGAGCAGCAGCUGCUGGUGCAACUGAUAAAGAUGGUUUAACAGCUCUUCAUUGUGCUGCAUCACGUGGACAUGCAAGAUGUGUUGAAGCAUUAGUUAAUUUAUGUGGUUCACAGCCAGAUCAUGUUGAUGAUAAUGGCUGUUCAGCAUUACAUUAUGCUGCAACACUUGGACAUGCUGAUGCAACAGCAUUAUUAUUGAGACUUGGUGCUGAUCCAAAUAGACAAGAUCGAAAAGGCAGAACACCAGCACUUUGUGCUGCAGCAAAAGGACAAUUGGAAACAUUAAAAAUGCUUGCCCAACAUGGUGGUUCACUUAAUGCAAGAACAAUACGUGGUACUGGUGUUGCACAUGAAGCUGUAUUAUCUGGACGUAUUGAAUUACUUAAAUGGCUUGCACGUAAAAAACCAAGUACACUUGAUGUAUCAACAAAUGAUGGAAGAAUGCCACUUCAUGUUGCAGCAUUACAUGGUCAUUUAGAUGCUUGUAAAAUAUUACUUGAUAAUGAUGCUAGAAUAAAUGCAAUAUUUAAAACAAAUAAAGGUGGUACAAUGACACCAUUAGAUGCAGCACUUUAUCGUGGUCAUCGUGAUUGUGCUAAACUUAUACAAAUGCAUGGUGGUACAACUUCACAACAUCUUCGUAAUUGUCAAACAGCACCUAAUCGAGUUUUUGCAGCUAAAUUGAGAAUUAAAAAAAAUGCAAGUGAAUCAAGUACAACAAGUGAGUGUGAUUUCAAUCAUCAUCGUUGUCACAAUGCUGAUGUUUAUAUUGAAGAACAUUGGAUUGAAAAAAGAACAAGAAGAAGAAAUACAAAAAAAAAUAAAAAUAAUCGUAGUUAUAGUGAAGAAAAAAUAUGUCAUUUAAAAUCAUCAAAACGUGAACGUGAAAGACGAGCUAAAAGUGAAUCAGCAAGGUAUAAAAUUAAUUUAAAUAAUGAAAAACCAUGUAAAAAAAAAUAUUCAAGGCAUGAAUACAGUGAAUCAACAUCUUCAUUGUCAUCCUCAUCAUCAUCAUCAUCAGCGUCAUCUUCAAAUGAUUUGGAUGAUGAAAGCUCAGACAAUGAUGAUGAUGAUGAUGAUAAAGAAAAAAAAAAAAAACAUUCCAACAAAGAAAAACAUAGUAGUUUAAGUGAUGAUAGCCUUGAAGUUGUUGUUGUAAAAAAAUUAUUAGAAAAAAAAAUGGAAAAAGUAGAAUAUUCAGAUAGAAAAUCAAAAACACCAAGAGAAUUAUCACGUGAAACAAUAACAGAAUGUGAAAAAAAUAAAAAAAGUACAAAAAAAAAUGAUAAGUUAAAUAAAAAAAAAAAAAGAGAUAAUAGUGAUAAAAAAAAUUCAAAUAAUGAAAAAACAAAUGAUGAUAAUAUUGAUAAUAAAAAAGAAUUGAAAAAAAAAAAAUUAACAAAAGAUACAACUGAUAGUACGAGUCAAGAAGCUGGUGAAAGAGUAACAGUUACAGCAAUGAUUCAUAAAGAUCAAUCACCAGAUAGACCAAUUGAAAAUACAGCAGCUGAUAAUGUUGAUCAACAAUUAACAAAAUCUGAGAUGGAUGAUAUUCUUGAAAAAGCUGAUAAUAUGCAAAAUUCAUUGAUGAAUAAAGCUGCAGAUUUACGAAAAGAUGUUAAAGAUAUUCGUAGUCAAAGAACAAAAGAAAUUCAUGCAGAUGAUGAUAAAAAUAUUGAUGAUAAAUCAUUGUCAAGUAGUAAAACAGAAGAUUCAAGUAGUCUUGAUGAUGUUACGACUGAAAAUAGCACUGAAUCAUCUCAAUCAAAUGAUUCACAAUUAAAAAAAAAUCAAAAUCAAAAUGACGAUAGAACUUUAGAGCAUCAAGAUGAUGAAAAAAUAGAAGAAAUAAUUAGAGAAGAAACUCCAAUGCCUUUGGAAGAUAAUAAAAAAUCAAUUGAAACAUCAAAAACCACGUCAACUUCAAAUUCUACUCCUGAUAAAUUGACAAAUGAAAAUUCUUCAAAGCAUAGUAAAUCAAGUUCUAGUGAAAAAGAAAAUUCUCAAAUUAAAAAUGACAGUACAUCAGAAAGUGAAACAUUAAUAUCUAAAAAUGAAAAUCUAGAAAAUAUCGUAGAUGAUAAUUUAGAAAAAAAAUUAGAAUCUACUGAGAGUUUGAAAAAUGAUGAAAUAAAAAAUGAAACUUCAAGUGAAUUAGAAAAAAUAGAUAAAGAAAAAAAUUUUGAUGAUAAACCAUUGGAUGUUAAUCACAAUGAAAAUUCAAGCUCAGAAAAAUCAUCAAAAAAUUCACAUAGUUCAAGGCCAUCAACUGGUAAAACACCAAGAAAACAUGAUGAAGAAAAAAAGCCAAAAAAAUCAACAUCAAAAAGUAGUUUAUUUGAUGAAAAUUGUGAAAAUGAACAGUCAUCAAAUCAGAGUGCUAUUAUUGCUGUUAUUCAAAGUCCAGAAUGGGAUGACGAAGAUGAACAAGUUGCCAAAGAAAUAAGUGAUGUUGUUGGUGAUAAUGCUGAGCCUGAUACUGAUCCUGAUGAUGAUGAAGAUGAUAGUCUUGGAGUUGUCAGAGUGCUACCAUCUACCAGUGAUGAAGGUAGUCCAAGUACUCCACCAAAAUCAACAAAAAAUCAAACACCAGCUCAGGCUGAUAGACGAUUGAUUGGAAGUCCAGUUACUUUUAGACCACGUAGAAAACAAAGAAAAGACAGUACUGGUGGUGGUGGUGGUGGUGGACGUGAUAGUGGUAUUGAACCAAGUCCACGUGUAUCAAAAAUUCCAAAAAGAAAUAUAAAAUGUUAUCCAAAUACUAAAAAACAACAAGCAUUAAAUAUGGAAACAAUAACUCGUGAUGUAUCAAUUAAUUUACGUCGUUAUCAUCUUGAAAGAAAAAUAUUUUUUCAAUUAAUGGAAUUAAAACGUUUACAAAUACGUCAUGGUCAAACAAAUGAAAAUGUUCUUGUCAAAAGACAAGUUGAAGCAUUUCACAAAGCUGGAAUGGCUGGACCAGCUCUUGGUGUUGCACGAUAUGAUCAACCUCUAACAUUCAAAAAUUUCGAAGGAUUUCUUUAUGAACAAUUACGUCGUCUUCAAAGACGACCACCAUCACCAGAUUGGUGUACAGAUGCUAAACAAUGCACACUUAAAACACAUCGUUGUCAUCAUGCCACAAGUGCAUACACAUCAGUACCAAUUUAUACAUAUCUAGGUGGAGGAGAUCAUGAACGAGGUGAAGGUACAUUUUUUCCAAAAAUUGAAACUCGAGCAAGGGGUCAAAUGACGGUUGAAUUUACAAAAGGUGAUGAAAAACAAAUAAUAUCAUUACCAGCUGAAAAAUUGGAUCGCACAAAACGUUAUUAUGUUGCAUUCACAGUAAGAGGCGAUGAAAAUAAUCAAGAUGAUAUUAAAACUCCACGAAAUAACGCACAAAGAAAUUUAAAAAGUGUAUAAUUACCAAAAUUAAAUAUACUGCCACAGCAGAAUAAAAAAAUUAUAAAUAAAUAAUUACAAAAUAAUUAACUGUUAAAUAAAAAAAAAUUAUAAUGCAGAUUAUUUCUAAAUAGAAAUACGACCAUAAAAACUGCAUCUUAUUUUUUAUUUUCUAGCUGUAAAAAAAUAUUUGUUCUGUGUUAUUGUUAAUUAAUAAAUAAUUUUAAAAAAAAGAAAUAAAAAAGCCAAUGACAUUUCUGUCAUAUUUAAAAAAUGUAAUUAAAAAAUAAUAAAAUAAAAUAAAUAAAAA